GGAUAACAAUCGGUAGAAGUCUAUGCAACAGACACGUGGACUCUACAACCAAAACCUGUCUCAGAGAGAGCGAGCAGAGAGAGGCCAAUUUGGGUUGAAGUUGCUCCACCACAACAUCCAAACAUCGUGCUGAAACAAUGAGUGAACUAGAUCAGGAGUACAUUGAGGAAUUGGAGAGUCUUCUGACAAUUGCUAAACACCCUGGGGUUGUUGCACUAUUUAAGACGAACAUAGCCAAAGCAAAGACUUUAAGUCCUGUCACUUCUCAAGCUCCAAUAUUGCAGAAGGUCAAAGCUCCACCUGUGGAUAAGCAAGUGUCAUCUAAAAUAAGAAUCAAGGAAUAUGGUUGGGACCAAACAGACAAGUUCAUCAAAAUUUAUAUUUCCAAUGUCCCUCAAGUCAGAUUGGAGGAUGUUAACAAACAGUUUUUUGAAAGGGGGUUUACAGUUGAAGUCACUACUGAUGGAAAAAUGUAUUCUCUGGCCAUAAAUGAUCUUCUGAAUUCUAUCAUUCCGGAUCAGAGCGCUGUUAAGGUACGUGGUGGAAUGAUCUGUGUGCAACUGCGUAAGCGUGCUCAAACCUUGUGGGAUUGCCUGUUGUGGAAAGAGAAGAAAAAUAAUGUUGAAAAGGACAGUGCACCAACAGACAAGGAUUCACUGACAGACGAUGAUGACCCAGGAGCUGGUCUCAUGAACUUAAUGAAAAAAAUGUAUAAUGAGGGUGACGAUGAUUUGAAAAGAACUAUUACGAAAUCAUGGUAUGAAGCUCAGCAGAAGCGUGGACAAUCUUUAGAAGAUUGAUUUGACUUUCAUGUUUCCAAGGCAUACACUUAUGUUUACACUGUUGAAUGUCCGGAAUGGUACUACAAAAGGAUGUUUCCAGUAUGGUUGUAUAAUUAUAACUAAUUAUG
Molecule: messenger RNA, 910 nt
Organism: Halichondria panicea
Lineage: Eukaryota; Metazoa; Porifera; Demospongiae; Suberitida; Halichondriidae
Product: calcyclin-binding protein-like
Exons: 7
Coding region: 138-800 (220 amino acids)
Cellular component (GO): nucleus
Source: RefSeq, a predicted model, not a curated record